Impatiens glandulifera is the source of this 1780-nucleotide messenger RNA. RefSeq names its product trihelix transcription factor ASIL2-like. The record is from RefSeq and is a predicted model, not a curated record. Gene Ontology annotation, molecular function: transcription cis-regulatory region binding. The transcript has a single exon. The coding region runs from base 364 to 1554 and encodes 396 amino acids. Gene Ontology annotation, cellular component: nucleus. NCBI's taxonomy places the organism in Eukaryota, Viridiplantae, Streptophyta, Magnoliopsida, Ericales, Balsaminaceae.
GGUAGAUGAAAGAGUUUAUAGAGAGGGAGGUCCACCAAGUCCGCCGGUAUGACGCUCCGAUGACGGAUUUCCCGGAAAUACCCAAUAAGAUCAUAACAAAUUAUCAUCCAACAGUCCACAAUAUUCCACGUGUCCAUCCUUAUUGGUCCCGCCUUUGCCGACGGCGUCAAAGCCCACCGGUUUCUUUCAACCGGUGAUGAAUCAAAAAGCCCAAUUCCUCCGUUUAUAUAUUCCGUCAAUUUAUAUCGCCUCCGGUCAAGUCUCAAAGCCCUAACCUAACCGUACCCCCUUUCUCUCUCCUCUUUCUCUCUCUCUCUAUCUCUACAGAAGAUCAUCGGAGAUCUCAUCAAUUCGAUCUAUUCCAUGGAAGACGACGAUGAAAUCCAAUCGCAUCCGUCUCCAGAUUCCGGAUCUCCGAUUUCACCUCCAUCCAACGGCCGGAUUACUGUCACCGUCGCCGCGGCGCCGCCUCAGAAGCCUCUCACUCUAGCUUUGCCGAUACAACAAGGAGGAGGAGGAGGAGGAGGAAGAACUCCCGCCGCCGCCAACGGCGGUGGACGAGAAGAUUGCUGGAGCGAAGGAGGUACGAAACUGUUAAUCGAUGCUUGGGGAGAGAGAUACUUGGAGCUUAGCAGAGGGAAUCUGAAGCAGAAACAUUGGAAGGAAGUUGCGGAUGUUGUAAGUAGACAGGAUGAUUACUCUAAGACGCCGAAGACGGAUAUUCAGUGUAAGAAUCGUAUCGAUACGGUGAAGAAGAAGUAUAAAGCUGAGAAAGCGAAGAUUAGCGCCGGCGGCGGUCCUAGUAAGUGGUUGUUUUAUGAUAGACUUGAUUACUUGAUCGGUCCUACUGCUAAGAUCGGUGCAUCUCCAUCUUCAACUGGAGCUCUUAAGAUUGUACCUGUUGGUAUCCCCGUCGGUUCUCGAUCGGCUAACCAAUUCCAACAACAACAACAGAAGAAGCCGAAGCAGAAUCUCCGUAGACGAGCGCCGGUUGAUUCUGAUUCAUCUCAUUCUGAUCCAGAACCUUCACCUGAUUCAACUGAUAGUUUUCCUCCAGAGUCUUAUGAAAGAAAAAGACCAAGGAUUAAGAAGAGAGAUAUGAAUUCUAUUGUUCCACCAUUGCAUCAUAACAACCACCAUCAUCAACAUCAUCAACAACAACAACAACAACCGGUAGCUCCUACUCCUGCUCCUCCUAAUCGAGUGAAGGAUAACAGCGGUGGUGGUGUGAAAGAAGAGACGAACAGGGGGAAUUCAGUAAGGGAGCUGACUCGUGCGAUUAUCAAAUUUGGGGAGGCGUUUGAACAAGCUGAGACUUCUAAGCUACAACAGGUGAUGGAGAUGGAGAAACAGAGGAUGAAAUUUACAAAGGAGCUUGAGUUACAAAGAAUGCAGUUUUAUAUGAAAACUCAGCUUGAACUUUCUCAGAUUAAACGUAGGAGAGUUGGGAACAACAACAACAACAACAACAAUCAUCACCAUCUUAACAACAACAACAUCAUCAACAACAGCAUGGCGAACAACAACAACAAUAAUAGCGAAAGCAGCAGUUAGCAGCAGCGUCAAUUUUAGUAAUAGAUUUAAGUGGAAGGGGGAAGAUGAAGAAGAGGAAGAACAGGAAGAAGAUUACUCUGCAGGCUUAUUACAGGUUUGAGAAAUUUGUAUUACUAGUAGUGAAUUAAAAUAAUUAUAUUCUUACUAAUUAGCCUUGUUGAAGAUCUUGAUGAAUGUUUGAUGAUGAUGGAGUUUCAUUUGUAAUUUAAAUCAUUGUUACUCAGCC